UGACUUAUUGCUCAUAUGAUUGGUCUUCACAAGCACGAGGACCCGGAGACUCUGUCAAGAACAGCUCUCAUUCGAUUCCAGUACAAUGACCGUCUCUGCCUGACCAAUCGCGGCCAGAUCGCGAUGGCAGCUCCCCGGGCGCAACGCAAUGGCUGUCGCAACCAGAUAAAUUGGUUCAUGACCCCUCACAGAUGGCAAUAAAUACGCUCUGUCUUUUCGUCCUAUUCCCUGUUUACGUUUAACUGGCUCUCAAGAAGAUACUCUACAUAUAAUCAUGGCGUGGCCAAACAAGAACAAGGACAUGCUCUACCGGCGAGUGGGCAAUUCUGGUCUACACGUCUCUGCACUCGGUCUGGGAGGGUGGCUGACUUUUGGCGGUCAUGUCGACAACGAAAUCACCUUCAACUGCAUGAAGCAAGCUUACGACUUGGGGAUCAACUUCUUCGACACAGCUGAGAGCUAUGCGGGCGGACAAUCAGAAAUCGUCAUGGGUCAAGCCAUCAAGAAGUUUGGCUGGAAGCGCAGCGAUCUCGUCAUCAGCACCAAGCUCAAUUGGGGUCUAGCGAAUGGCGAGAUUUUAAUCAAUAACCACGGUCUAUCCCGCAAACACAUCAUCGAAGGCACACGAGCAUCUCUUGAGCGUCUACAGCUCGAAUAUGUCGACAUCAUAUACGCCCACCGCCCCGACCGUCUAACACCCAUGGAAGAGACAGUGAGAGCCUUCAAUCAUGUCAUUGAGAAAGGAUGGGCAUUCUACUGGGGUACAUCGGAAUGGUCUGCGGACGAGAUCAGCGAGGCUUGUGGUAUUGCCAGAGCUCUGGGACUGAUUGCGCCCAUUGUCGAACAACCUCUGUACAACAUGUUGGACCGGCAGAAGGUGGAAGGGCAGUACCAGCGACUGUACUCCCGCUGCGGCAUUGGUUUGACCACCUUCUCACCUUUGAAGAUGGGUCUCCUCAGUGGCAAGUAUAAUGAUGCGACGACGCAGCCUCCACCAGGAUCUCGCUUCGCAGAGAGCAACGACAAGUUCGCAAGCAGCGUGCGCAGAGACUGGGAGAACGAGCAAUGGGCUGGGAAUAUCAAGAAGAUCGUUGGAUUGAAGGAGGUUGCGGACAAGAUGGGCGUCAAGCUGUCGCAAUUGGCUCUGGCAUGGUGUCUCAAGAACGAGAAUGUCUCCGCUGUGAUCACCGGCGCCUCUCGGCCAGAGCAGGUUGUUGACAAUGUAGAGAGUCUGAAGUUACUCCCACGUCUGACACCGGAGAUCAUGGCCGAGAUUGAUGAGUAUUUGCAGAACAAGCCAGACCAGGACCCAGCCAGACAGGAUUAGCCAACUAUCAAUAAUGUG
Aspergillus vadensis CBS 113365 is the source of this 1345-nucleotide messenger RNA. Its product is annotated as putative voltage-gated K+ channel beta subunit (KCNAB). Bases 275 to 1327 code for a protein of 350 amino acids. The transcript has 5 exons. NCBI's taxonomy places the organism in Eukaryota, Fungi, Ascomycota, Eurotiomycetes, Eurotiales, Aspergillaceae. The record is from RefSeq and is a predicted model, not a curated record.